CAGAACCUUUCCAAGUUACUGUCCGAGAAGACAAUUGUAUCAUUGUCUCCCUGGAAGCAUCUGAUGUGGUGAGCUCAUCCUCUGUAUAUGUUGUGAAGAUAGCUGGAGAAUCCAAGAACUACUUUUUCCAGUUCGAAGAAUUCAAUAGCACUUUACCUGCCCCUGUGGUUUUUAAUGCCAAAUACCAUGGCCUAUAUUACAUAGUAACUCUGUUGGUAGUGAACUCAAAUAUGGUUUCCAAGUCAGCAAGAUCAAUCACUGUGUUAACCAAACCCCUUCCUGUGAGCAGUGUUUCUAUCUAUGAUUAUAAACCAUCUCCAGAAACAGGAGUAUUGUUUGAAAUUCAGUACCCAGAGAAGUACAAUGUUUUUACCAGGGUAAAUAUAAGCUAUUGGGAAGGAAAAGACUACCGAACAAUGCUGUACAAAGAUUUCUUUAAAGGUAAAACAGUUUUUAAUCACUGGCUGCCAGGUAUAUGCUACAGUAACAUCACAUUUCAGUUGGUAUCGGAGGCAACCUUCAACAAAAGCACACUAGUGGAAUACAGUGGGGUCCAGCAUGAGCCCAAACAACACAGAACAGUUCCUUACCCACCUAGAAACAUUUCUGUUCAGAUUGUACCAAUCAACAGAAACAAUUGGGAAGAGCACAGCGGGAAUUUCGCAGAAGAAUCAUUCAUGGCACCACAAGAAAUCAUAAGGAAAAAAAAACUUAGCCAUUUUCCUGACAAUACACCUGAAAUUCCAGCAGCGAACACAUCUGCAGCUUGGCCAGAGUACCGCUAUAACAGCACUGAGUAUGAAACCACAUCACAGCCAUACUGGUGGUCUAACGAAGCAGAGUCAUCAGAGGGUGAAGAGGAGUUUGUCAAUGCAGUUUCCAGUGAUUACGAGGCCAAUGACGUCAAUACAUCUGGAAAGUUCACACCAGAGCCCCCUUCCUUCCUUCCUGUCCAAAUGGUGCUGACCUGGUUACCACCAAAGCCACCUACUGCGUUUGAUGGUUUCCAUAUCAAUAUUGAAAGGGAAGAGAACUCCACGGAAUUUUUGACAGUAAGUGAGGACAUUCACAAAUUUGUAGCUGAACUGAAAGAACCAGGAAAAUAUAAGUUGUCUGUAACAACAUUUAGCUCGUCUGGCUCUUGUGAAGUUCGGGGAAGUCAACCAGCAAAGACUCUUAGCUUUUACAUCAGCCCAACAGGUGAAUGGAUAGAAGAGCUCACUGAAAAGCCCCAGCAUGUGACUGUGACAGUCCUAAGCUCCACUACUGCCCUGACGUCCUGGACAGCGUCACAAGAGAGCGGCAGCAAUAGCACCAUCGUGUCUGUGGUGUCCCUGACCUGUCAGAAGCAAAAGGAAAGUCAAAGACUUGAAAAAAACUACUGCACUGAGGUGAAUUCAAGCAGCAGCCUCAUUGAAAAUCUCGUUCCUGGUGCCCAGUACCAAGUUGUGGUUUACUUACGGAAAGGACCGUUGGUUGGACCGCCUUCUGAUCCUGUUACAUUUUCCAUUGUGCCCACUGGAAUAAAGGAUCUGACACUUUACCCUUUGGGACCUACUGCUGUGGUUUUGAGUUGGAACAGACCUUUCCUUGGGGUGUUCAGGAAAUAUGUUGUAGAAAUGUUUUACUUCAACCCAUCAACAAUGACCUCUGAGUGGACAACCUACUAUGAAAUAGCAGCAACUGUCUCCUUAACUGCCUCUGUGAGAAUAGCCAACCUACUGCCUGCUUGGUAUUACAAUUUCCGGGUCACCAUGGUGACUUGGGGGGACCCAGAGCUGAGCUGCUGUGACAGCUCCACCAUCAGCUUCGUAACAG
Molecule: messenger RNA, 1818 nt
Organism: Apaloderma vittatum (bar-tailed trogon)
Lineage: Eukaryota; Metazoa; Chordata; Aves; Trogoniformes; Trogonidae
Product: receptor-type tyrosine-protein phosphatase O-like
Exons: 9
Biological process (GO): regulation of glomerular filtration; axon guidance; peptidyl-tyrosine dephosphorylation involved in inactivation of protein kinase activity
Cellular component (GO): plasma membrane; GABA-ergic synapse; glutamatergic synapse
Molecular function (GO): protein tyrosine phosphatase activity; Wnt-protein binding; cadherin binding
Source: RefSeq, a predicted model, not a curated record